AUGAAACUACUCCUCGUUGCUGCCCUAUUUGUCGUCUGCGCCUUGGCAACGGAAGAAGCCGCCACUGCUCGGCAGCACGCCGCCGGGCUGAACACGCGCGUCGGACGGGACGUGACCAAGGAGGUUCACCAUGAGGAGAAGAAGGUGACGGCCGACGCGAGCUCGGCUCCUUCUGAAGAAGCCGGCAAUUCGACGCCCGCUGCCGAUGGAACUGCCGUGACGCCAGCUGGGGGAGCCGCGGUGACUCCAGCAGCGGAAGGUGCUGCCGUGACGCCAGCUGCGGCAGCUACGCCAGCAGCAGCCGCCGGCCAAAGCGUUACCGUAGCCACCGAAACUACUUCGAAUGUCCAUGCCGACCCGGCAGUCGCCGCCCCCAACGAGAACGGGCCGGCCGCCAUCCCGGAAGGGCUGCAGAAAGUGAAGGAGAACAUCCAGAAACAGACCGAA
This is a messenger RNA of Mesorhabditis spiculigera, 447 nucleotides long. The record is from the annotation of a GenBank genome assembly. Lineage: Eukaryota; Metazoa; Nematoda; Chromadorea; Rhabditida; Rhabditidae.